UUUAAUUAUUGGAUAACAGUAUCGUGUUUGCGUCUUAUUUAAUAAAACUUUUAAAAUUAAUAUUAAAAAAGGAUUUCUGAUAUCGAAAAUGUUUGCAAAAAAUAUCUGGCUCUUUUUGCUGAUACUGGUAUUCAGUCUUAAAGAUAUAGAAGCCAGAUAUGGUGGCCCUCCUUCUUCAUCCUCAACAUCCAAGGGAGACUGUGAUAGUACAUGCGGGAUGAUUCACGGAAUCGUUUGGGCAAGCAUCCUUGUUGUAGGGGGUAUCGUCUUUGUGGUAAUAGUUAUUUUAAAAAAGAAAGGUCUGAUUUGCCAAGAGAACAAAACAUCACCAGAAACAUCUUCCGUUGCUGCCAUAACAACAGGAACGUCAACACUGUACGGCGAUUACGGCGUUCAAGCUCCGGCGUACACCGAGAAGAAUUUCCCAACGGAUCAAAACAUUAGUGGUGCAACACAAGACAAUGGACCAUACAGUGUGUCGUAUGGAAAGAGCUAACGAUUUUCUCAAGUCAUAUAACAAUAUAUGUUUGUUAGAAUGUUAACAUACUCAUAUGGAAUCAUUGCUUUCAUUGCAGCGAAUGCUUAAGAUGCACUCUUACUCCCAAAUAAGAUUUUUCACAAUUAACACAAUUCUUUUAAUAUACCAAUAAGGAUGAAUAGAUGUCGAAAACAAUGGUUCUUAUAAAGGAUACCUUGUUUAAUUUUAAUGAAAUGUGAAGAAAACACGGUAUUUCUACCUUAUGAGACAUAGUAGAUCACAGUAAAUAUUUUAGCAUUCACCAAUCAGUUAAUAUAUUUGUGUUUUCAGCUAUUAAAUACACGGUUAUAAUCUUGUUAUCAGUAAUUAAUAUUUUCCAUAAUUGCAUUAUUUAGUAAGAAGAAAAAUGUGUAUCACUUAAAAUGUAUAUUUGUAAUACAUGUGUAUGUAUUGAUUUUGAAUAAAAAUGUCAC
This is a messenger RNA of Mya arenaria, 951 nucleotides long. RefSeq lists its product as uncharacterized. The coding region runs from base 89 to 496 and encodes 135 amino acids. The transcript is spliced from 4 exons. NCBI's taxonomy places the organism in Eukaryota, Metazoa, Mollusca, Bivalvia, Myida, Myidae. The record is from RefSeq and is a predicted model, not a curated record.